AUGCAACAACCGACGGCCAAGAAACCCGACACUCAGGCGGUGGUGGACAAGAAGGUGAAAGAUCUGAUGAGGGAUUGGAGGCGGCUGGUGGAGGUGCCCUACACCGCCUCUCUUGCUCACACAAUGAACGUUCUCGUCGCCAACUGCGUCGUGGCUGUUCCGGUGGCUGCGCCGCCUGGCCACUGGAUCGGCGCUGGCGGUUCCAUGAUCAUGGAGGCUGAUAAGAGCAGUGGGGUGGUAAGAAAGCAUUAUAUUGGGAUGGUCACCAUGCUUGAUAUCUUGGCUCAUAUUGCUGGCAGUGAGGAUGUUCAUGAUAGUAGUGGUGAUCUGCUCGAUCUCGAUCGGAAGAUGGCGGUUCCGGUAUCGUCGAUAAUUGGACAUAGUGUUGAGGGUUUGAGUCUCUGGACUUUGAAUCCUAACACCAGCAUAUUAGAUUGUAUGGAGAUAUUCAGCAAGGGGAUCCACAGGGCACUGGUGCCCAUCGAUGGGCAGGUCGAGGAGGCCAUGGGCGUGAAGCUUGUCGAGUCGGCAACGAGUUACAGGAUGGUGACCCAAAUGGAUGUGUUGAGAUUCCUUAGAGAAAAGGCACCAGAAAUUAAAGAGAUUUUGAGACAAAGUGUGAAGGAAAUGGAAGGGAUUAAUGAGAAUGUUAUGGCCAUUACAGAUAAAACCAAACUUAUAGAAGCAAUUAAGUGCAUGAAAUCUAGCUUCCUGAAUGCAGUCCCCAUUGUUGGCGGCGACCAUGUCCACACACAGCUUUUCACUGGAAGAGGAAUGAAGCUAGUUGGGACGUUUUCGGCAACCGAUCUGAGGGGGUGUCAGCUCGCGACGCUACAGACAUGGUUGCAUCGGUCGGUGCUAGACUUCACCGAUGCAGUCCGAAACAGCUCGUUGUUCGAGGGGAGUGUGGCGUUCGGGAGAGAACUGGUUACAUGUCAGCCGGAAAGUUCGUUGGAGGAAGUGAUGGAGAAGGUGGUGUCAAAACAUGUGCAUAGAAUUUGGGUAAUUGAUGAACAUGGUUUGCUUCUUGGUGUUGUCUCCCUAUCAGACAUGAUUAGAGUUGUAAGGCAUUCACUUCUCUCUCAACUCCAAACCUUGUAGCCCUUGUUCUAAUAGGCGUGCGAUUCUGAUUGAAUUGGUGCCUUUUGUAGUGAAGUUAAUGGCAUCCCCCGGAUAGCUCUCUUUUUUGUGUAGAUUGAAGUGUUUCGUUUGUGACCCAUAACUCGAAUGACCCAAGUUAGAUUUUCCGUAGUCCAAAGAGUCUAGUAUA
Messenger RNA from Cucurbita maxima (winter squash), 1270 nucleotides. RefSeq names its product SNF1-related protein kinase regulatory subunit gamma-like PV42a. The coding region runs from base 1 to 1101 and encodes 366 amino acids. The transcript has 3 exons. Lineage: Eukaryota; Viridiplantae; Streptophyta; Magnoliopsida; Cucurbitales; Cucurbitaceae. The record is from RefSeq and is a predicted model, not a curated record.